Messenger RNA from Lytechinus pictus (painted urchin), 4239 nucleotides. Its product is annotated as tRNA pseudouridine synthase Pus10-like. The transcript has 18 exons. Gene Ontology annotation, biological process: tRNA pseudouridine synthesis. Gene Ontology annotation, molecular function: RNA binding; pseudouridine synthase activity. NCBI's taxonomy places the organism in Eukaryota, Metazoa, Echinodermata, Echinoidea, Temnopleuroida, Toxopneustidae. The coding region runs from base 130 to 1695 and encodes 521 amino acids. The record is from RefSeq and is a predicted model, not a curated record.
UCCCUUCUCUUAAAUGCAAGCCACCGUAGGUACCGGUAGUUAUUGGAGCUGAAACUAAUUCUAAUUGAAACUUAAAGGAUUUUUUUUUUAGAAGGAGACCACAGAUUGGUCCUUCCAGUAUAUGCUGCAAUGGAUGAUGAAUCAAAAACUGUGUUGAUGCUUCGCAGCCUCCACUGUUGUCAGAGGUGUGUCCUUCGAUUCCUUGGAAGGAAGAAUAUCCAUGUCUACGCUAAUCCUUUAGAGUCUUGUCCAUCUUUGUGGAAAUUGGAAGACGGAGAGGGAGGCCCAAAGCAGGCCAGUACAGACUCUGAAGUUGACCAUAAUCCUGAUCAAGCUAAACAGUCUGAGUUAAAAAGUGAAGGGAGCAAAGAUGGUGAGAUCUGCCCAGCUUGUCUUGGUAUACUACAAUCUUUGUGUGAUGAACAGACUGUAGAAAAGAUUUGCUGUGAUGUGGAGGCUUUAAAAUAUGAUUUCAAGACUUAUAUGUUGACUCUCGCACUUCCUCUCCAGCUGGACAUUAGACAGCAUUGUUUGCUAACUCAUCUCAAUGAAAUCUGCAAAUUGUCUUUGAAGUCCACCGACAUCACACCUAUUAAGGAUGUCUUCAAGUGGGUUUGUGGUCGUCUCUUCAGCUACCGGUUCAAGGUCAGGUUCUCUCCAAAGAGCUCAUUUGAGGUUGGCUUGAGUUUUGAACAUCAGGAAACACAAGGAGAAGUAGACACAUUAUAUGAUGAGGUAACAGAUAAAGAACCAGCUCACAAAAGACAAAAGUUUUGGAAGAAUUCUCACAAGAAGAAAGAAGGGCCUACUAAACAGCUGAUUGGAAGUGCACUUCGAGGGCUGACUAGUAGGCAUCUCAAGAGAUUGCUUCCUCAUCCUCCAGUCAUCCCUCAGAGUGGAUCUUCAUACUCCAUUGAAUGUCUUCAUGAAUCAGUUUUCCUUGCUGGUCGUUACACCAAACAUUCUCGACACCUAUCACAAACCCCAUGGAUUCUAGAGGGUGAAAGGAAGACAGAAUCUUCUGUAGAGGAGCAUAUAUGUGAACCAAUUCAAGAAGCAUUGAGAGCAGCAGAUUAUCGGUUUGCUUCAUCUGGUAGAGAGGAUGUUGAUGUAAGGACAUUAGGCAAAGGGAGGCCGUUUGUGGUAGAGGUUGUCAACCCACGUAAGAAUAUUGUCUGUGUAGAAGAAUGCAAAGGUCUCCAGGAGGAGAUUAAUAAAAGGACAUCAGAUGUUGGGGUGAGGGAUCUUCAGAUUGUCGGCAAAGAUGCAACAAUGAAAUUAAAAGAGGGAGAGACUGAAAAGAAGAAGUCAUACAUGGCCUUAGUUAGGGUAGCAGCACCAGUAAGCCAAGAAAAUCUGGACAAAUUAAAUACUGAUCAGGAAAUAGUUUUGAAGCAGAAAACACCAAUCAGAGUUCUUCAUAGGCGCCCCCUUGCCACUAGGGAACGUUCUGUUCAUUCCAUGACAACAGAGAGAAUAGAUGACCUCAACUUUAAACUGUUUUUAUGUACACAAGCAGGAACAUACAUCAAGGAGUUUGUACAUGGUGACCUUGGCAGAACUCAGCCUAAUGUAGGAACGAUUCUCAAUACAGAUGCUGAUAUCACAGAGCUGGAUGUCACAGCUGUGCAUGUAGAUUGGCCACCUGAAUUAGAUGACUCAUCAAAGAGGACACAUACAGACAUCAACAAUUGAGGUCAGACACAGAAGAUGCUACUAUGUACAUGUACAAGCUUUAAUGUAGAAAAUGAUACAGUAUCAGGUUUACAACUAUGUUACAGAAAUAUACUGAGAUUCAAACAAUUUGAGUUAAAGUACUUUUUUUUUCAAUUCUGUUGUAUUUCAUUUUGAUUAAUACUUUGCAAAAUUUUCCUAAGAUUUGAUAAGCAGAUAGCAGAUAUUUAAAAAGAAAUUAGUAAUUAGAACAAAUAAAAUAAUUUUUCUUUAUUUUUUUUUAUCUGAAUGAUUGCUUUACAUUAUAUAAUUUAGCAAUCUCGGUUUGGCUAAGUUCUCCAAUGCUUUGCUCAUACAGUACUGAGUUUUGACUAGCAAUUAAUUUACACUGUAUUAGAUUUUCUUACAAAAGGCAAGGCAAGCUAGAAUAAUAAAGGAAAUGAACAAACUAAUAUCAAAAGCAUAGAUUGGAUCAAGCUAUUCACAAACCUUGCUUAUUCUUUACAUAAUAUAUUACAUUACAUACUUUGCCUAUAGGUAUUAAUUAGAGUUUAGAAUGUAUUGAUGUCCAAGACACUUUAAAACUAUGUGAUUUGAAUUCUUAUAUUCCAUGUUAUAACAAUUUCUACGUAAUACAAAGAAGCUGAAGUAAGCUUGGAGCACUCAUGAAUUUAUGAAUGGAAACUUUAAGAAAAAACAAACAGUUUAUACAUCAAUUUGGGCUCAUUGUACAAUACCUUAUCAUAUAAAUAAUAUUACAUUUCUAAUGUUGCUAACCUUAUUUUCCAGUAUUUGGAUUUAUCUUGUUUAAUAUAUUUUAGUUCUCAUUUAUUGUAUGCUCCAAUAAUUUUUACCAACACCACCAAGUGUCACAUUCAAACACUUACUUUUAAAUAUGCAUCCAUGUUUUAUUCAAGUAUAUCUCACGACUUUGAAUUGUCAUCAUUAAUAUGUGAUGCAAAAGCUAUUGGUAUAAGUUUUCUUUUUAAUGUAGUCCAUUUUACUUUAUUUCCCUAGAGAUAUCUUGCUUACAAAUGUGAUCUCUAUGGCCCAUAUUCCAAGGUCCAGUUUAUCUUAGGCCAUGGUCUAAUUCUUCAAAAAUUAUGGGAAGCCAAACAUGUCAAUAAUGUUGUUUACUUUGUUUGUUUGUCAUGUUGUCUGUCUUAUGCCUCAAUGGUGAAGAAAACUUUAUUUGUUAUUAUACACAGACAGUUAUGAAUGGAUCGAGCAGUAAAUGUGCUGAUAAAGUGAACCUCUAAUGCUAGAGAUUAAUGGUGCAAUUGGCUAUCCAUAGUUAAACCACAACUUUAGGCCAGAGUUUGAAUUAGACUUGAGUUCAGAAUAUGGGCCAGUGUGUCUUUGGGCAACCUAGCACAGCAAACGAUGAUCUUCAUCUCCAAGCAAGAUCCUACAAGAUGAUACAAGAAAAAGAAAUCAAAAGAAAUUGUCAAAAGAUAUUGGGAAACAAAUCUGGAGAUAAAAGGGUACUCAAGUUGUGAGAAAGGUGAAAAUAGUCAUUAACAAGUUUUAAGUUUCUUUUCAUCAUAUUUAGAAAAAUAUAAAAAAAUAUUGUCAAUUUCAAAGGACUGAUGAUUUGACAAUAAAAAUAUGAAGAAAAAAAAACAGCUGAAAUAUUAGAGUUGAAUACAUUGUAGGUAUUUUUGUGUGCAGCAAGACGAGUCAUUUUUUUGGGGGGGAUGGGGAUAAUUCCAAGAUACAUGUAGCACACCAUAUGUGCGCUUCUUCAUAGGUACUUUAAAUAAACCAACAAAGCAGCCCCUUGAUGCCAAAUAGUGCAUAUUUGAUUAGCAUUUAGCUGUAAUAUGACAAGCCAAUAACCCAUCUUUAAAAAAAAAAUGUUUGAGCCAAGGCUAACAAACCAGGUGUGCAAGUUAAAGAGAGUUGGUUUGAUACUUCUAUUACCUUUUACAGCACUGUUAAAAACAUUACAAUAUCAAAUUUGGUACAAUAUAUAUGAGAUUUUAUAAUUUUGUACCAAACGUCAAUUUAUUCUAUUCUCAAUUUGAGUGUAUAUCAAUAUUGUCUAGCGGUACUGCCAAGGUUGCUAUUCUAUAAUUUAUGUGAGUUCUUCACAGGGGCCUUUAGAUUCUAGAAAAUGAAGGGUAGGCCUACAUGGUAAACAACGUUUUGAUGUUGCUUUUAAAAAUUUCAUCUCAUUGAAAAUAACGAGUGGAGUGAGGCUGAAGGAGGAAAAAAUCAGUAAGUUUUGUUUUAAUACUGACUGUUGGUUAGAUGAUGAUUAUGCAAAUUAAUUACAUGAUUUUAUUUCUUAGUAAUUAUUUGCCCCCAAUAAUGGUAAAGAAAAAAUGGCUAUCAGAAAUGGGACAGUACUCAAUAUGUUCAGGCAAAGACUCUUUUCACAGCCUUGGUAUUAAAUCUUAUGUAAUAAAAAUCAGACAAAAUGUUUAUUUGAAUGUCUCAUGCACUACACAGUGUAUGCUAACAGUGUUUAGAUAUCAAAUAUGUUUGAUAUCAAUCGUAGAUAUCAAGUUUCAUGCAAAAUUAAUAAAGACUAUUAUUUUUCAAUUUUGUAUAUAAAAACUU